GCAGGAUUCUGGGAAGGUUGUGAUCUGGAAUAUGUCUCCAGUCCUCCAGGAGGAUGACGAGAAGGAUGAAAAUAUUCCCAAGAUGCUUUGCCAGAUGGACAAUCACUUAGGUAUUACAGAGUGGCCCUUUGCAGGCUUUGCGUGUUGGCAGAGUGCCCAAGGUUAGCACAUGUGUUUGUAAUUAGAAAGAUAAGGCCCCGUGCGGCGGUAACUCCCCUCGGCCUGCUGUCUGAAGGCACAGAUGUUGGCUGCACACCUGGGUGAGUUAUUCGGCAGAAGACUCGGCCCGCCCACAGAACCAUCUUUGGACAGUCUGCAGCAUGUGUGAACUGUGUGCGGUGGUCAAACAGUGGGAUGUAUUUAGCUUCUGGGGGAGAUGACAAACUGAUUAUGGUGUGGAAGCGGGCUACGUACAUCGGCCCCAGCACCGUGUUCGGCUCCAGUGGUAAGCUUGCCAAUGUGGAGCAGUGGCGGUGUGUCUCCAUCCUCCGGAAUCAUUCAGGCGAACUUCCCACGUUCUGCUGUUUGUCCUGCUGAACAGAAUCAGUACCUUCAUCAGCGGAUCACUAAGUCCCACUGCACCAGGCGCUGAGGUUAGAGAAAUAACUAAGACUGCGCCCUUCACCCCUGAUGGCAGGAUAGGCAAGGUUGGCAUCAUCGUCACAGCGGACCCUCAUCGAUGCCUUGAUGUGAUGGAUGUAGCAUGGUCUCCCCAUGAUGCCUGGCUAGCCUCGUGCAGCGUGGAUAACACUGUCGUCAUCUGGAAUGCUGUAAAGUUCCCAGAAAUUCUGGCUACUCUGAGAGGUCAUUCUGGCUUGGUCAAAGGGUUGACAUGGGACCCUGUUGGUAAAUACAUAGCUUCUCAAGCUGAUGACCGCAGCUUAAAGGUGUGGAGGACGCUGGACUGGCAGUUGGAGACCAGCAUCACCAAGCCUUUUGAUGAGUGUGGAGGAACGACCCAUGUGUUGCGGCUCAGCUGGUCACCUGAUGGGCAUUACCUGGUGUCUGCCCAUGCCAUGAACAACUCAGGCCCCACUGCCCAGAUCAUCGAACGGGAGGGAUGGAAGACAAACAUGGACUUUGUUGGGCACCGGAAAGCUGUGACUGUUGUGAAAUUCAACCCAAAAAUCUUCAAAAAGAAGCAGAAGAAUGGGAGUUCUGCGAAGCCCAGCUGCCCGUACUGCUGCUGUGCUGUUGGCAGCAAGGACCGCUCGCUUUCUGUCUGGCUCACAUGUCUAAAACGGCCGCUGGUGGUCAUCCAUGAACUGUUCGACAAAUCCAUCAUGGAUAUUUCCUGGACUCUGAAUGGGCUGGGCAUCUUGGUGUGCUCUAUGGACGGCUCUGUGGCAUUCCUCGACUUCUCCCAGGAUGAGCUUGGCGAUCCCCUGAGCGAGGAGGAGAAGAGCCGCAUUCACCAGUCCACCUAUGGCAAGAGCCUAGCCAUCAUGACCGAGGCCCAGCUCUCCACAGCCGUCAUUGAGAACCCUGAAAUGCUCAAGUACCAGCGGAGGCAGCAGCAGCAGCAGCUAGACCAGAAGAGUGCCGCAACCAGGGAGAUGGGCUCAGCCACCUCAGUCGCAGGCGUCGUCAACGGGGAGAGUCUUGAAGAUAUCAGGAAGAAUCUUUUGAAGAAACAAGUUGAGACUCGGACGGCAGAUGGCCGGAGAAGAAUCACGCCUCUCUGCAUAGCACAGCUGGACACUGGGGACUUCUCCACGGCAUUCUUUAACAGCAUCCCCCUCUCGGGCUCCCUGGCGGGCACCAUGCUCUCUUCUCAUAGCAGUCCACAGCUACUGCCACUGGACUCCAGUACCCCUAACUCCUUCGGCGCCUCGAAGCCUUGCACAGAGCCUGUGGUGGCUGCCAGUGCCAGACCUGCAGGCGAUUCUGUCAAUAAAGACAGUAUGAAUGCUACCUCUACUCCUGCUGCAUUGUCACCGUCUGUGUUAACGACCCCGUCCAAGAUCGAACCCAUGAAAGCGUUUGACUCCCGGUUCACAGAGCGGUCCAAAGCCACACCAGGUGCUCCUGCCCUGACCAGCAUGACUCCGACAGCUGUGGAAAGGUUAAAAGAGCAGAACCUUGUGAAAGAGCUGAGGCCCCGAGACCUCCUGGAGAGCAGCAGUGACAGCGAUGAGAAAGUCCCUUUGGCUAAGCCUUCCUCACUGUCCAAGCGAAAACUUGAGCUUGAGGUAGAGACAGUAGAGAAGAAGAAGAAAGGGCGGCCUCGGAAGGACUCUCGUCUCAUGCCCGUGUCUCUGUCUGUCCAGUCUCCAGCUGCCCUAACCGCAGAGAAAGAGGCCAUGUGUCUGUCUGCACCAGCACUUGCACUGAAGCUGCCAAUUCCAGGCCCCCAGAGAGCAUUCACCCUCCAGGUCAGCUCCGAUCCCUCCAUGUACAUUGAGGUGGAGAAUGAAGUGACAGUGGUGGGGGGCGUGAAGCUGAGCCGCCUGAAGUGCAACCGGGAAGGGAAGGAGUGGGAGACGGUACUCACCAGCCGGAUCCUCACUGCUGCGGGCAGCUGUGACGUGGUGUGUGUCGCCUGUGAAAAAAGGAUGCUGUCAGUGUUCUCCACCUGUGGUCGCCGUCUCCUCUCUCCCAUCCUCCUGCCAUCCCCGAUCUCUACUUUGCAUUGCACAGGCUCCUACGUCAUGGCGCUCACCGCUGCAGCCACACUCUCUGUCUGGGAUGUUCACAGACAGGUGGUUGUGGUGAAAGAAGAGUCUCUACACUCCAUCCUGGCAGGAAGUGAUAUGACGGUAUCACAGAUCUUGCUGACGCAGCAUGGAAUCCCAGUAAUGAACCUGUCCGAUGGGAAGGCGUACUGCUUUAAUCCGUCACUUUCUACAUGGAACCUGGUUUCUGACAAGCAGGACUCACUGGCUCAGUGUGCAGACUUUAGGAGCAGCCUGCCAUCCCAGGACGCCAUGCUGUGCUCAGGACCGUUAGCCAUAAUCCAGGGCCGCACCUCCAACUCGGGAAGGCAGGCUGCCCGGCUCUUCUCCGUGCCUCAUGUGGUGCAGCAAGAGACCACCCUGGCCUACCUAGAGAACCAGGUGGCAGCAGCACUCACCCUGCAGUCCAGCCACGAGUACCGCCAUUGGCUCCUCCUCUACGCACGGUACCUCGUAAACGAAGGGUUUGAAUACCGACUUCGAGAAAUAUGCAAGGACUUACUGGGUCCGGUUCACUACUCCACUGGAAGCCAGUGGGAGUCAACAGUAGUGGGUCUGCGGAAGAGGGAGCUGCUGAAGGAGCUGCUACCAGUCAUCGGGCAGAACCUCCGAUUCCAGCGCCUCUUCACCGAGUGUCAGGAACAGCUCGACAUCCUGAGGGACAAGUAGCCUGCCCCAGCCUGCCCUGGCUGCAGCAAGGGCAGGGCCACACUCUCGCCGCUGAUGACAUGCAGGACCACCUCUCACCUGACCAGGCUGUAAGGGGAGGAGACACUGGCAGGAGAUGUGCUGUCCUGCACCAGCGCCAGCCCAGCUCCCUGGGCAGAUGUGCCCUGUGUCCUGGGCCUGACAUUGCCUCAGGAGGGGGAAGCUCGUCCCUCCCUCCAAGCCCCCGAUGUGGAGCUAGGGCUGGAGCUCUGCCCAGGUGCCCUGGGGCCAGCAAGGCAGUCCCAGGCCUGCCGUCUCCAGCACGGCCCCAAGGUGGACACUAGCCCCUGCUGCUGCAGGUGCUAUGCUGCUUCAGCAGUGACGAUUGAGCCAUGUGUGAGAGAAUCCGGAAGCGUUAGGUAUUACAGCAGACUGACCUGAGACCUAUGUAAAAGGAAAGCUGUUCCAACACACGGACUAUUUUUGUACUAGAAUUUGCUAACUUGUAAUAUUGAAUUUCCUUUGGCCGAUAAUCAGGAUUUCCCUAUAAGUCAGUUGGACAUUGGUCACUUGUAGGAAAUUUAAACUCUAAUUAUGACAGCUACACUGAAAAAUAAUUGUACUGAAAUUAACUUGUCUAUCUUCAUUUGGUUUUAAUUUUUAAAUGUUUGUAAAAAGAGACUGUUUUGGGGGAAUGGGGCAAAGGGGUGGGCAAUUUCUUUUGUAAGUGUAAAAUAAAUGAACACACAUUGAAUACCAAA
Molecule: messenger RNA, 4084 nt
Organism: Pongo pygmaeus (Bornean orangutan)
Lineage: Eukaryota; Metazoa; Chordata; Mammalia; Primates; Hominidae
Gene: HIRA
Product: histone cell cycle regulator
Exons: 25
Coding region: 693-3344 (883 amino acids)
Biological process (GO): regulation of DNA-templated transcription; DNA-templated transcription; chromatin remodeling
Cellular component (GO): HIR complex; nucleus; chromatin
Molecular function (GO): nucleosome binding; protein binding
Source: RefSeq, a predicted model, not a curated record